AUGAACAGCGCAGUACAAGGGAAACCUGGUCCCUCAAUGGAAAUUGACGGGUCGGACUCGCGGCCUUUGACUCGGCAAUUCCUCAACGAUGGCCCUGAUCAUCUGAACACCCGAUCAGACGGUGGUAUCGGACAUCGAGUACAGGCUAGUCGAUCGGUGCUGGCUCUGGUCAUAGACGAUGAAUGUGUUUUUGCUGGGUUACAAGGAGGAGAUAUUGUGGCAUGGUCUCUCGAGACAUAUGAACUUGUGCUCUCUGUUCACGCUCAUCAAGAAAGUGUCCUGGGCCUUCAUCUGUCCGAGGAUGGCGACCUUCUCUUCUCCAGUGGUGGAGAUUCCGUCAUCAAUGUCUGGUCGACGAGGACUUUUGAUCGACUAUUUUCGAUCCAUUCUCAUCACGAUGUGGGCGAUAUCUUCUCCGUGGCGUACUCGUCAAGCCUGAAGACGAUCUAUUGCGGAGGUCAAAAUACUAGCAUUCAGUGGUGCGACCUCGCCAAAACAGAUGCAGUCUCGACCAAGCAGUCAGCCGCUCAUCUGUCGAAGCGCACGCACCGGUUCUUUGAUUCCCGGGGGCCCGAUGGGACACGCGCACCCCGGCCGGACGCGGGUGCUGAUGGCGUACGGGCAGUCAUCCAAGGGGGUCAAGUCCUGACCUUCAAACGCGACCAUCACAAACUCUUCUCGCAUCAUGGAUACAUCUACACCAUGCUUCUUGUCCGAGGCUUGCUUGAAUCAUCGCCUACGGAGGAGGUGCUUCUGACGGGCGCCGGCGACGGCGUGGUCAAACUGUGGCGUUUGGACCAGGACGAGGCGCCGUCUGAAAUGGCAGCGCUCGAGAACGGGGAUCCGGUUCUUGCGCUGGCCGUCGACGGAUCGUUUCUCUAUUGUGGCCUUUCCGGGGGUGCGCUAAACAUUUGGAAUUUGGACUCGCGCCAGUUGGUGAAACGCAUCACCGGACAUACGGGCGACUUAUGGGCGGUCGAUAUUGUUCAAGGAUUGGUGGUUUGUGGUGAUUCGAAUGGAGUCAUCAAGAAAUUUAAUUCUCGAUUUGAAGAAGUGGGCAGCUGGAUUGCUCACGGAGGAACGAUGCUGGCGUCUGCAGCCGGUCGAUUCAAGGACCGGCUCAUCUACGCCAGUGGAGGCAAUGACAACACAGUGGGCAUCUGGGAUUUGACGGAGGUGUCUAGCAAGCAGGAUGAGCUGGCACCGAUCAAUAACGACGAAAUGGUCAACUGCCUUGCCCGAUUCGUCGCCUUCAAAACAGUCUCGGCCAGCCCGAAGUUCGCUGGGGAGUGCAAUCAGGGAGCGGCAUUCCUCCGACGACACUGCAUCUACUUGGGGGCGAAAACGAAGCUCCUGCCUACGGGACAAGACACAAACCCGAUUGUGUACGCACGAUUCGGCGCCAACUCGCCCGAUAAAGUCGACAAGACUAUUCUGUUCUAUGGCCAUUACGAUGUCGUGGGUGCGGAUGCCAACCGAACCAAGUGGAACACCGAUCCGUACCAGCUGGCAUCCAUCGAUGGCUUUUUGUACGGCCGUGGAGUUUCGGACAACAAAGGGCCUAUCCUGGCGGCAUUGUAUGCGGCUGCGGAUCUGGCACGGCAAAAGGCGCUUCCUUGCAACGUUGUUUUCCUUAUCGAGGGCGAGGAGGAGUCAGGCUCGCAAGGUUUCCACGAGACCAUCCGACAACACAAGCCGGAAAUUGGACCGGUUGAUUGGAUUCUACUGGCCAACAGUUACUGGCUCGACGAUUACAACCCCUGUUUGACAUACGGCCUGCGGGGUGUGGUGCAUGCCAAUCUGAUCGUCACCAGCGACCACCCCGAUCUCCACAGCGGCAUUGACGGUAGCGCAUUGCUGGAUGAGCCCUUGAAGGAUCUGUCGAUGCUGCUGGCCAGCUUGGUGGGCCCUAAAGGGCGGGUCAAUAUCCCAGGCUUCCACGGCCUUGUCCUUCCCUUGACGGAGGCCGAGAAGCAGCGAUUCGCAGACGUAGCGAGGAUUCUGCUACCGCAGCACCCUGAAAUCACCGACUGCGAUGCGCUCAUCAACUCGUUGAUGCACCGGUGGCGGGAGCCAUCUCUCACCAUCCAUUCCGUCGAGGUACCCGGAAGCAGCAAGGCGUCGACGACCACCAUCUCGCGCAAAGCCAAAGCCAGCCUCUCGAUCCGAGUCGUCCCGAAUCAAGAAGCAGACGAGGUGGCCGCCAACCUCACCCUGUACGCGCAGGAGCAAUUCGACAAGCUGGAGUCGCAGAACGACCUCACGGUAGAAAUCACAGGCAAGUCGGAUCCCUGGCUCGGCGAUCCCGACAACGAGAUCUUCGAGACCCUCUCGGAAGCGAUCACCGCAGCCUGGAGCCGGGACCACACCAGCCAGAAACACCAGUACCCGCCGCUGCAGCGCGCCGCCAAGCGCAAGGACUCGCCGGGACUCGCGCGCACCGACUCCUCGGACAGCCUGGCCUCGCACAUCGACCGCAUCAUCAUGUCGACGACGACCUCGUCGGCAGGCAAGAGCAAGGCCCGCCAGCGCACUGCCCUCAGCACCACGGUGCCCACCUCGUCCACGCUGACGAGCAAAUCGGGCGCCAUCGCCUCGCCAGACGCGAGCGGGGACUCCUCGUCCGACGAGAAGCUUGCAGCCACUGCCAGCGAGCCGGUCGCUACCCGUCCAUCAGUCCAGCCGAUCUUCAUCCGCGAGGGCGGAUCGAUCCCCACGAUCCGGUUCUUGGAAAAGGAAUUCUCAGCGCCGGCGGCCAACCUGCCCUGCGGCCAGGCGAGCGACAACGCGCAUCUGUACAACGAGCGGCUGCGGGUGGAGAAUCUGUACAAGAGCCGGGAGAUCUUCCAGUAUGUGUUUGCGCGGUUGCCGGAGCGGCGUCCCAGCUAG
Molecule: messenger RNA, 2889 nt
Organism: Aspergillus thermomutatus
Lineage: Eukaryota; Fungi; Ascomycota; Eurotiomycetes; Eurotiales; Aspergillaceae
Product: glutamine amidotransferase subunit DUG2
Exons: 6
Coding region: 1-2889 (962 amino acids)
Biological process (GO): glutathione catabolic process; proteolysis
Molecular function (GO): peptidase activity; protein binding
Source: RefSeq, a predicted model, not a curated record